CCGCCGUUUCCCCCAAACGUUGCCGUGCGAGGCUCUCAUUUCCCCCUUCCCGGCCUCCCCUCCUUUGUCUGACCUACACACACUCUUUCGCUGAUCUCGUCCAAUCUUUACAAUGUUCAGCAAGCUCCUCUCUCUCGCCGCUCUCGCGGCGGUCGCCAACGCCGAGCACUGGAUUUUCGGUGGCAGCAAGCUUAUCGUGCAAACGCGUCUGGACCCUGUGGUCAACCAGGGCACCGUUGGAUCGCACGUCCAUGCGGUUGUUGGUGCAAGCCGCUUCUCGGACACUUAUGAUGCGGACGACCUGAUGAAGUCCAACUGCACGACGAUCCCUGUGCAGCCGGAUAAGAGCAACUACUGGGCGCCUCAAUUGUACCAUCACGAUCAACAGACUGGUGGUCUUACCCCCAUACCGACUACCUUCAACAUCUACUAUCUCGUUCGUCAAGGUCCUAAGAAUGAGAAGAUCAACGCCUUCCCCAAGGGCUUGAAGAUGGUCGCCGGUGAUACCGCCAGGCGUUCGUACAACUCCUCCAGUUUUGCCGACCAGGCCGUAAGCUUUGUCUGCCUCGACUACAACAACGCGCACACCAACGACCCGGACUGGGCUGAGCGUCCCAACUUCUUCGACCACACCUGCCCCGAUGGUAUGCGCGCACAGGUGUUCUUCCCCUCGUGCUGGGACGGUGUGAACCUCGACUCGGACGACCACAAGUCGCACAUGGCGUACCCCAUCCAGAACUACAACUCCGGCGACUGCCCGGCCUCACACCCGGUCCACCUCGUCUCGCUGUUCUACGAGAUGCUCGUGUCGGUCGACCAGUUCGACUACACGGGUGCUGGCACUUGGGUUCUGGCCAACGGCGAUACGACUGGUUACGGGCACCACGGCGAUUUCCAAAACGGUUGGGAUGUCGACCUGCUUCAGACGGCGAUCGACACCUGCACGGCCGCCAACGGCAACGUUAUGGACUGCCCCGCCCUCGCCGCCGUGUUCGACCAGGCAGCGGCGGACGCGUGUGUGCUCGAGACGAGCAUCGUCGAUGAGAACAUCGGUCUGACGUCGCCCAUCGCCGCUCUCCCCGGCUGCAACCAGAUCGGAAACAGCGGCAAGUCGUCCUGCACGAACCUCGUCACCCCGCAGCUUGUGCCCGCGCAGGAGCCCCUCCCAAGCGGGUGGACCGAUCUUGGCUGCAUCGCCGAGGGUACCAGUGGCCGCGCGCUCCCCGCGCUCACGAUGAAGGACCCGGCCAUGACAAAGUCGAUGUGCGCCACGUACUGCGGCAAGAACGGCUACAAGCUCGCGGGCAUUGAGUUUAGCGACGAGUGCUACUGUGACAACUCGGUCAAAAACGGCGCGUCGAUGAGCUUCCUGACUUGGAGCGAGUGCAGCAACCACUGCGCUGGUAACACAAACGAGAUCUGCGGAGGAGCUGCGAAGCUAUCGCUCCUCAGCACCGGCGUCGCCGGUGCAUCUUCCCCCUCUUCCCCCUCGUCUGUAUCAUCUGCCGCACCUAAGCCAGUCACAUCGGCUAACACCGUCUCCGCCUCCGUUGUUCACACCUCAGCCACCGUCACCCCGUCUGCUCCCUCCGUCGUCACCACUAGCACCCACCCCGCCUCUUCCGCGGUGCUCGCCGCGCCCCCGACCACGGAGAGCAUCCCCACGGGCUGGACGAGCGCAGGUUGCGUGUCUGACAGCGGCGCACGCGCGCUCACCGGGUACUCGUUCGCAAGCGACUCGAUGAGCCUCACCACGUGUGUCUCGACCUGCGCGUCCAAGGGCUUCUCCAUGGCCGGUGUUGAGUACGGCCGCGAGUGCUAUUGCGGCAACUCUUUCCAGAACGGCAACGGCAACGCUCUCGCAGCGUCUUCGUGCAAUAUCCCCUGCGCCGCCAAGACCGGCAGCACUUGCGGCGGCUCCUGGGCAUUGAGCCUCUUCAAGCACAACAGCGUGGCCAUCGCAAACCCCGUCCCUGCUUCAGCGACUGCCACCACCCAGGCUGCCAAGCCCAGCGUCUCCGCCGCUGCCCCCUCGAACUCGACCAACGUCUCCGGUCUGCCCUCGGGCUGGUCCGCCGUCGGCUGCGCGUCCGAUGUCCCCGGACGCACGCUCAACGUCGACGCGUACACGAGCCAGCAGAUGACGAUCGGCGGCUGCAUCGCUCACUGCGCGCAGCUCGGGCACACCAUGGCCGGGCUCGAGUACGCGCGCGAGUGCUACUGCGGCAGCUCGUUCGUGAACGGCGGCGGCGCUGCGCUCGCGGACGCGCAGUGCAACAUGCCGUGCGCGGGCGACAGCUCGAAGGUCUGCGGCGGCGCGAUGGCGCUCUCCGUGUUCAAGAAGACCACCGCGGGCUCCGCGCGCAGGCACAAGGCACGCCACUUCGGGCGCGGCCACGAGCACUCGGACAUGUUCUGAGCUCGCCCCCCUUCCCCCAGCGGAUCGUCGUUGACGGCGGCCCGCUCCCCCCUACCUCCCUCACGCGCGGGGAGCGAGCCUCCCGCCGCGCAUUUCCUUCGCUCUCAUCCUCUGCUCUCGGGUCCUCGGGUUAUAUUGUUGUCCUUCUUAUGUUCAUGUUUUCACGUCCCGUCUCGGCCUCCCUCAUCUCUGUCUCCGGCUCCCCCAGACCCCAAGCGGGUUGGCUCUCUUCCGCCCCCGGACUGGGCGGGCGGUCGCGAGAGCGCGGCGACGACGCACGACUUUACUGGCUAAACCGGCUCCUCUACGCAUAUCGCUCUCCGGCCGUGGCUUGCAUGUUCCCCUCGCUCGCAUGGAUGCGCGCCGCUUUAUAGUUCAGUUAUACCUACGAUGACCUCUCGAAGUGGUCUACGUUACAUCGUGAAAUACAUGGUCUCUGUUGUCACC
Molecule: messenger RNA, 2866 nt
Organism: Trametes versicolor FP-101664 SS1
Lineage: Eukaryota; Fungi; Basidiomycota; Agaricomycetes; Polyporales; Polyporaceae
Product: WSC-domain-containing protein
Exons: 8
Coding region: 113-2419 (768 amino acids)
Source: RefSeq, a predicted model, not a curated record